Messenger RNA from Cladocopium goreaui, 2568 nucleotides. NCBI's taxonomy places the organism in Eukaryota, Dinophyceae, Suessiales, Symbiodiniaceae. The record is from the annotation of a GenBank genome assembly.
AUGAAUGAUCACAUUAUCAUCACGCUUACUUCUUUGAAAACGCAUUUUCGUAUCUUUUGUUUGCUAUUCUCCAGCCGGAGUUACUUUUUCAGCAUCUUGAAGCAGCGAUCAACACAACGACUCAGAGGUACCCAUCCUGGUCAAACCUUUUAUGCACCUGGCGCUUGCGCUGACGAUUUCGAGCACCUGAACCUGGAGCGCCUGUCCCUGAAGCUUUUGAUCAUCGCGGCCUGCUUUGCAGUGUUGUAUCUCUUGUUUGAAGGAGGGCCCUGUCAUUGGACUCGCUUGGCAGAAGCUUGGUAUUUGAUUUUUGUCCUGAGCACCACCGCUGUGGCCUUCCUCGUGGUGCCGAACAAGAACUUGGACGGUCGGACGCAUGUGGCGUUCUACGUCGCGCGCUUUAUGGCGGUGCUGAUCGUGAUGAAGAUCUACGUGAGCGUCAUCAAUCCCAGGCACAUGAAGCCGUUUUUUGCGCAUGGCGACAAUCGCACCUUCACUCGGACUCGGCCCCACUCAGAUGACAAAUUGGCCCAGCGCGUUUUGCAACAACUUGAAGUGUACAUGACAAAGCUCUCCAUCAAGCGCGAAGUGGGCCUGUUCCAUCGGCAGGUCUUCUCUAUUCUGCUGCUUCCACUGCUCUAUACCCAGAUGGCAGCGAUGAAUUACUUCGAAGUUGCCUGGGUCCUCUUCCAUCCCAUCCGGGUCGCCUGGGUCCUUUUGAUGACCUAUUUGGUCAUCCAAGAAGUGCCUCGCAUCGUCAUCCGGCGCAACACGCUCAACAAGGUGAAGGAACUUCUAACCUAUGUUCUGGAGCAGUGCGAUCACAGCGAGAUGCGCGAGAUCUACAUGCGCGUCAAUCUGGAGUCCAUUUUUCAGGCCACGCGCUACGAAGUGCACGAGCUACUGGUGGAAAGCGCUUUGGGUAAAGGCUUGUUGGACGUUUGGAGCAAAGCCAUGCUGUUGAACGGCAUGCAAAAGUAUGGCGUCAACGGCCGGCGGAAUGAAUACGUGCGAGAUUUGAUUUUGAGCUGCAAAAAUACCGAGCUCACUGAGCUCAAGAGCAUCUUAGACAGCACCGGGGAUUACAACUGCCUAUUCAAGUUAAUCUACAACGACCUCCGUUCCACGGCCAUCCGUGACGAGGUGCUGUACCACAUUGCCAAGGAGGCGGCGGCUGCCAGGUCGGUGCAACGUGGAGCCGUGGGGCUGAAGGUGGUGAGUGACAUCGACGAUACCUUGCUUUGUAGCGGGGCCGCUUUUCCUGCAGGUGCGGGGAACGGCAUGCCGAUCCCACGACACAUGAUCUACCCCGGUGCCCUUCAGCUCUUCAAAGAGCUUGACAGGAGCUGGACUCCAGAGGAUCCCUGCUGCAACUUAGCCUUCCUCUCGGCCCGGCCACACAUCUACAAGGAUGUGUCGGAAAGCAAGGCCCGAGGAUUCGUCCGCCGGGACUGGGACGCGGAUGGGGAUGCCAAAGAAAUCCUGCGACCUGAAAUGCGGCAAGACGCCUCCAUUGCGUUGGAGGGCCCGGUGGUUCCCACCCUGCUCCCUGGUUCUCUCUCACUGGGCCUUUGGGCUGUGGUGAAGGCUCUGUUCAUCGCGGCGCACGGCUGGCGUGAAGUGGGAGAGCGCAAAGCCAAGAUGUUUGAGCAAUACAAGGCGUUGUACGGUGAGUACGACUUCAUCUUCUUUGGAGACAACGGCCAGGGUGAUCUCUUGGCUGGUCAGUUGCUUGUAGCAGAGGACCUGCGCGCCCGAGAGAUCGCAGAUCAGGACGAAGAGAGUUCUGACAACAGUGUGUCGACAUCAUCGUGGUGCCCUUGCAGGAGGAAAAGUCCGACUCCAACCUGGCGUUGGCGACCUGGACAAGGUCCCCAGCUGAAGGCCGUGAUGAUUCAUGAGGUGCAGCCAGACAUGGACUCCUUGGGUCUGGAACGGCCAGAACAUCGGCCACCGAAUUGGAGGCAACAGCUCGAGGAACAGGGCAUUUGCAUUUUUUCCAGCUAUCCCGCUGCCGCCUUAAAACUGCAUUACAAAGAUGCAGAGCUGAUUUCAAUCAGACAGCUGAGAGUCAUCACCGAGGCGGCCAUCAUGGAUUUCGACAGCGACCGCAAGUUCAUGGCUGAGUGGGAGGAUUGGAGCCUUAUGGAUGCCAUCCUUUCACAAGAUAUCCAAAGAGUCGGCGUGCUGCUUGACUUUCAGAACGACCCACUGCAGAUUCACUUUAAGGAUACUUCGGAGCUUUUCAAGCAAGACGAGGUAAACAUCCUACGCCAAAAACACAUUUUGCAAGGGAUCUACCGCCGAGCGAAUGCACAUCUCUUCACCUGUGGUGAACAGGAGCUUUCGGAUGGGCCAGACAACUCGGAAGACUCGGAAGCAGAGGCGUCAGACAGCCGCAGCGAGCCGGUGGAGAUGUCGGUGGGACACGUCCGAUCCCGGCGCUGGGACCGAGCCGUCACCACCAUCGGAGGUUGGGAUCUCCAGCCACCCAAAGCCGCCCUGCUGAAGCAUAUCGGGUCUGCUUGGAAAGAGCUUCAGGCCAUGAACCACAACGACGCCCUGUGA